Aspergillus calidoustus is the source of this 1251-nucleotide messenger RNA. Lineage: Eukaryota; Fungi; Ascomycota; Eurotiomycetes; Eurotiales; Aspergillaceae. The record is from the annotation of a GenBank genome assembly.
AUGCGAACGGAACAAGAGCUCGCCCCGGUAGAUGGAGGGCCAGCUGCGUGGAAACUGCUAUGCGCUGCAUUUGUCUUUGAGACAUUGCUAUGGGGCUUUCCCCUCUCCUUUGGUGUUUUCCAAGAAUACUACUCCAAGGUCCCGGAAUUCGCCAAUAACCGGUAUAUCGGUGUCGUAGGAACCAUAGCUUCUGGAUUUGGGUAUCUAGGAGCUCCAGUCAUCAUGCCUUUCAUCCAGCGGUAUCAGAAAUGGAGGCAGCAUAUGAUUUGGAUUGGCUGGCCGAUAUGCAUUGCCGGCCUUGUCUUGGGAUCUUUUGCGUCAACCCUAGAAGUGCUCAUCCUCACACAAGGUGUCGCUUAUGGUCUUGGGUUCCUCAUAUUCUAUUACCCCAUCCUCAGCAUGGUGAAUGAAUACUGGAUCGCACGUCGUGGCAUGGCCUACGGCGUCCUUUGCGGUGCUUCCGGUGUCUCAGGGUCCAUCAUGCCAUUCAUCCUGCAGGCACUUCUGGCCAAGUACGGAUACAGGACGACGCUCCGUGCCGUGGCUGUCGGUCUCACCUUGCUCACGGGUCCAUUGAUCCCUCUCUUGAAGGGCCGUCUACCGCCCUCUGAGCGAGCCAAUAUUCCUAAGAUUAACUGGGCGUUUUUUCGAAACCCCUUGUUCUGGCUGUACUCGGUAUCAAACCUCUUGCAAGGUUUCGGAUACUUCUUCCCGUCUCUAUAUUUACCCUCUUAUGCAUCGUCGCUCAGACUUGGGGACAAGAGUGGUGCUAUCCUCCUUGCGCUGAUGAGCGUUUUCCAAGUCGGUGGCCAGUUUGUCUUUGGUUCACUUUCUGAUCGCAAAGUACCACUCAACGUGCUUGCAUGCGCGUCAACCAUCGUCGCAGCAGCUGCCUGCCUCACAAUGUGGAGGCUAGCCACCUCACUCCCCGUCUUGAUCAUCUUUGCCAUUGUGUAUGGCUUCUUCGGCGCAGGAUUUACUGCCAUCUGGGCGAGGAUGAGCACUGCCAUAACGGACGAUGUGACGGCAGGUCCGAUUGUCUUCAGCUUGCUGAACUUUGGUAAGGGCAUUGGCAACGUGCUUGCUGGCCCGAUUGGGGGCUCUUUGGUAGCAAGUUCGAGGUCAAGCGGCACUUCAGCACCAAUGUCUUAUCACUGGGUUAUCGUCUUUACUGGUGUUUGCAUGUUUGCGAGUGCUUGUACGAUUUGUUUACGGUAUCUGAAGGGUCUUGGCAUUUUGGUUGUCCGAUGA